ACCUCAGUCAAAUUUUGAAAUCUUUGUUGCUUAGCACUCUUUUCAAUUUAAAAACAAACAACAAUCGGGUUUCUCGUUCACUGAACCCUUUUCCCACUUAUCCCUCUUUCAUCUCUAUCUCUCUCUUCCCAAUCUGAAACAAAAAUGGGUGCUUGUUGCAGCAAGACGAAUCCAAUCUCUUCUACGCCUACCCCACUCGAACUCAAAAUCAAACCUAACCUUCAACAACAACCGGAGAAGAGAACCCAAGCUUCCGUCGCCAUUGUUGCUACAGCUAAGGAGCAAGAAGUUGCCAAGAAGGAAGCUUUUGUCGUCAAACAUCGGAAGAGUCAUGAAAUUGAUCGACACCCAGAUCAAGAAACUCGCAAAUCGAUGGACAGGAAGAAAACCCCUAUUUCCAGUCCGACCACCGACGUUUCUCAAUCGGCCGCGGUUGUUGUUAAUGGUGAAUCGGGGAAAGCGGUGGGUGCAACUGUGAGAACGUCGAGUUGUACUAAAGAAGAGGUGGAUGCGAUUCUGAUACAGUGUGGGAGGCUUAGCCGGAGCUCCUCCGGCGUAAAAGGUGGGGAAACUCCUACACGUGGCAGGAGGUAUUCCGGUUCGAAGAGGAGUUUUGAUUUUGAUAUGGAAAUGGGUUCGAAGAAUGAGGAAGAUGAAGUUAUCGUCGACGGUGAUAACCAUAGGCGGCGGCCGCAGCGGGAGCAUCGGGUUUCAUCUCCAUCGUCCCGGAGGAGGAGUAGGGAAAGAGAUCCACAACAACAAAGAUCUGGGAGUAAAGAAAGAGGAAGUGGGAGUGGCAACGGCGGUGGAAGGAGAGUAAGCAGAUCCCCAAAUAGAAGAUCUGAAUCACCGAAUCCUAACUCCAGUGGCAGCAACGGGAAUGUCGCCGCCGGUGGUAAUAGCAAUAGGCCGGGUAAGAUGGUAUCCGUCCCAGCCACCGAUAAAAGCAACAACCCUGGUGGCGUAGAGGUGGUUGCCGGUGGAGUGAAGAAGAUUUCAGUGAAGCGAAACGCCGGCGAAGCUUUGGGUUCUCGGACUGCAGCAUCUCCACGUUCUAAAUCUCCGGCGAGGGCAAACCUUCGUGUCUUGAAUGAGAAUCAGAAUCAGCAGCCAUUAACACUGAGUCGAAGCAAUUCAAGGAAGGCAGAGCAUUCUCCUUACAGAAGGAAUCCGCUGGCUGAGAUCGAUACAAACGCUGCUGGAUCCGAUCAACCAAACACUAAAGCUCAAUUGCAGAAACCAAAUGUGGAGAAGACGAUGAAUAACAAAACCACCACCGUUGUCGUUACCAAAAACACCAUAGCCAAAGAAUACCAGGUGAUCGACGAAGCUAAAAUUGCAGUCGAAAAUCUGAAAAACAAUCAACUCGUAACAAGAACACGAUCUUCAAGGCUAUCUCGAGACCUAGACAUAAACCCAGAAACUCUACUAAACUCCAACCCACCAUCCUACGCUAGUUUAUUACUAGAGGACAUCCAAAACUUCCACCAAAAAAACCCCACCACCGCCACCGCCACCACGGUGGCUACAACACCGCAACCUCCCGGUUUUUCCCUUCCAGCCUGUGUCAGCAAGGCGUGCUCCAUUCUUGAAGCUGUAGCGGACCUCAAUUCCGCCAAUAACUCCAACGAACGUCAAUUCAAGAAGAAAGACAACCUUGUGGAGUCGGAGAUGGUGGUUGAUGAUGAUCUGACGGAGCCAAGUCUGCACAAGUAUGUGACUGUGAGGAGAGGUGCUGGUGAUGCAGAUGCUGACGAACAUGAAUCAUCAGGGAGCAAUAGUUUUGCUGGAAGUCAGCAGAUGAGUUGGAUGUCAUCUUCAUGGGAGCCAAAUUCAGGUGAUUCCACAAGUUGCUAUACUUCUUCAAGGUCGAAUGAAGUUCAGAAAAGUGGGGAGUAUCCUAGGAGUGGAAUAGGACGUGGGAGAGUAGGUGUUCAUGGUAGAAGUGCUUAUUCAUUGCCGAAUUAAUGUGUUGAACAUAGUUUUAUUAUGGGUUCUGGUUUCAGUUAGAUCACAUUUCUUUUGUUUGUUGCAUACUUGCAACUGUGUCUGUAAGUCGAUAGAAUGUAUUUGAUUCUUCUUUAGUCUUCAAGAA
Messenger RNA from Lactuca sativa (garden lettuce), 2095 nucleotides. Its product is annotated as serine/arginine repetitive matrix-like protein. NCBI's taxonomy places the organism in Eukaryota, Viridiplantae, Streptophyta, Magnoliopsida, Asterales, Asteraceae. The record is from RefSeq and is a predicted model, not a curated record.